Suillus fuscotomentosus is the source of this 1092-nucleotide messenger RNA. RefSeq lists its product as uncharacterized. Lineage: Eukaryota; Fungi; Basidiomycota; Agaricomycetes; Boletales; Suillaceae. The record is from RefSeq and is a predicted model, not a curated record. The annotation marks the transcript as partial. The transcript has a single exon. Gene Ontology annotation, molecular function: protein binding.
CUGUACCAGUGUCCGGUCGGCCAUCCAGAUCAUGCAACAGCUCUCACCAACCUCACGUGCGCCCGCUUUCAAUAUUACAUCCGAGAUGAUCUUGAAGAAGUCGAUGCCACCAUUUCCCACUUCCGCGACGCCCUUGCAUUGCGUCCGCAGCCCCAUCCCGAUCAUCCCUUCUCUCUAUACAAUCUCGCCCGAGUGCUGACUUGGCACCACUCCAAGAAAGGUACUGUUGCCGACAUCCGCGAAGCCGCGCAACUCUAUUGUGAACUACUGCCUCUCUGUCCAGACGGCAGCUACCUUCGUAGCAUCGUGGCAGGGAAUGAUGUCAUUUGUGUGAUCGGCGGAUCCAGCGAACUUUCAAUGGACGCAUCCGAUGAAGCCGUCCACCAUCGAAGAGUCGUCCUCGAGCUCUGUCCUCUGGGCCAUCCAUUCCGUUCGGGAGCCCUCGCCAGCCUUGGACGAGUAGUUAAAGCACGCUUUGAUCAGCACGGCAGUAUUGAUGAUCUUGACACAAGCAUACAGCUUCACCGUGAAGCCGCGUCUCUUACCCGCAAGAGACGUGCUAAACGUGAUAUCUACCUGAAUGACUUGACCUGUUCACUCCGUGCUGAACGUGAUACCUACCUGAACGACUUGGCCUGUUCACUCGUGUCCCGCUUCGAUCACCAAGGCAAACCUAACGACCUCCAUGAGGCCAUCUCUUUCCACGAAGAAGCACUGCGCCUGCACCGUGCUGGGCACAAAUCUCGUGCUUUCUCAUUAGACAACCUAGGGGGCGUCCUCGUCAAGCGUUUCAAGGAAUGCGGCAACAUUGAUGACAUCACCCGGGCUAUCAGCCUCUAUCGCGAGUCAUUGACGUUGUGCUCACCUGGGCAUCCACGUCGUGAUACCAAGCUCAAAAACCUUGCCCUCGCGCUCAAAACCAGAUAUCGCAAAUCACAUAUUAGACAGGAUCUUAAUGAGGCCAUUGAUUUGCAUCGCGAAUCCCUUUGGUUGACACCAGAGCGCCAUAGACUCGUCAGGGAAAACCUCCUUCACGAAAUCGAGGUAAUUCCAUGGAAUUUCUGGGAAUUCCAGGGAAUUCCACUGAAAUAA